UGCAGUGGAGUAAAAAUAGAAACAAGACUGGAUAUUUAAGACAUCGCCAAACAGACUACUUGGUACACACACUGAUGAUGACACAUGGUUUGAUUGCUUGUUGUCUCUGUCUCCCUUACGUUUUGUGCAAGUAAAGUUAGACAGAAGUGAAAGAAGGAGUUUGUUUGUACAUGCCCACUUUUUACACACAGAAGUUACGGACUUUCACACCCUCGACCCAAUCCCACCAUGCACUGUGUGAGCAGAGGAGGCUGCUACCUGCUGAACUCCCACUGUGAGCUUCAGGAGGAAAACCAGUGGAAGAAGGAGAGCUACCAAGCAUGCUGGCUGAGCCUGGUCCUUGAAACAAGACCACAAUACAAGCUGACACUGUCGGAGACAGACAACGUCCGUAGAGAGAGUUACAAGCAGCAGCAGGUGAUCCACUUCACGGUCGAGAGGACUCUCAGCCAGAGGCUGAGGCUGGGCAGCAACAGCACAGGCAUGACAGAGCACCAGCUGCCCCUCUUCAACACCAACAAGGACCUACGUCAUGCCACAACCACCUCUGGGUGCACAGGACAAAAGCCAGUUAUACUAGGGAAGGGGAAUAAUGGAGUGGAUACACGGGAGGUGACUGCGAGAACUCAGGACCUCAGCAAGCCGGUCCGGGUGAACUUCAGAGCCUCAAAGCUGAUGUCCUCACCCAGAGAAACCUCUCUGAGGGUGCAGAGGAGGGAGUGACACAAGGAGGGGGAAGGCAUGUAAAGGUUCAGGAAA
Etheostoma spectabile (orangethroat darter) is the source of this 759-nucleotide messenger RNA. RefSeq names its product telethonin. Gene Ontology annotation, molecular function: titin binding; structural constituent of muscle; protein-macromolecule adaptor activity. Gene Ontology annotation, biological process: skeletal muscle contraction; cardiac muscle tissue morphogenesis; sarcomerogenesis. Gene Ontology annotation, cellular component: Z disc. The transcript has 2 exons. Lineage: Eukaryota; Metazoa; Chordata; Actinopteri; Perciformes; Percidae. The record is from RefSeq and is a predicted model, not a curated record. Bases 229 to 723 code for a protein of 164 amino acids.